GCACACAACAUGGCGGCCGAGAGUGGCAGCGAUGCUCAGCUGAGAAGAAGGCGGCGCCGGGACCCAGACGAUCGGGAAAAGACGGAACUCGGCGACCGAGAACUGGCCAUGGCGGUGGCGGCGAGCGAAGAAAAUGAAGACGAGAGUGAAGAGCGUUGGGUUGGGCCUUUACCGGUGGAGGCGACCCUGGCCAAGAAGAGGAAAGUUCUAGAGUUCGAAAGAGUCUAUCUUGAUAAUCUCCCCAGUGCAUCCAUGUAUGAGCGCAGUUACAUGCACAGAGAUGUUAUCACACAUGUGGUAUGCACCAAGACAGAUUUUAUUAUCACUGCCAGUCAUGAUGGACAUGUUAAGUUUUGGAAAAAAAUAGAAGAAGGAAUAGAAUUUGUUAAACAUUUUCGCAGUCAUCUUGGAAUAAUUGAGAGUAUUGCAGUUAGCUCUGAGGGAGCAUUGUUCUGUUCUGUGGGUGAUGAUAAAGCAAUGAAGGUAUUUGAUGUAGUGAACUUUGACAUGAUCAAUAUGCUGAAGCUUGGCUAUUUUCCUGGACAAUGUGAAUGGAUAUAUUGCCCAGGAGAUGCCAUAUCUUCAGUUGCUGCUUCUGAGAAGAGUACAGGAAAAAUUUUCAUUUAUGAUGGUCGAGGAGAUAAUCAGCCACUUCAUAUUUUUGACAAACUUCAUGUAUCGCCUCUUACUCAAAUAAGACUAAACCCAGUUUAUAAAGCAGUAGUAUCUUCAGACAAAUCUGGAAUGAUCGAAUACUGGACUGGACCUCCUCAUGAAUACAAAUUCCCUAAAAAUGUGAACUGGGAGUAUAAAACUGACACAGAUUUAUAUGAAUUUGCCAAGUGUAAGGCUUAUCCAACCAGCAUAUGCUUUUCACCUGAUGGAAAGAAAAUAGCAACCAUUGGAUCAGAUAGAAAAGUUAGAAUUUUUAGGUUUUUAACCGGAAAACUCAUGAGAGUCUUUGAUGAAUCAUUAAGUAUGUUUACUGAACUGCAGCAGAUGAGGCAACAGCUACCAGACAUGGAAUUUGGCCGACGAAUGGCUGUAGAACGUGAGUUGGAAAAGGUGGAUGCUGUAAGAUUAAUUAAUAUUGUUUUUGAUGAAACCGGACACUUCGUGCUAUAUGGAACAAUGCUGGGCAUUAAAGUUAUAAAUGUAGAAACAAAUCGGUGUGUGCGGAUCUUAGGCAAGCAAGAAAAUAUUAGAGUGAUGCAACUGGCUUUGUUUCAGGGAAUAGCAAAAAAGCACCGAGCUGCAACAACUAUAGAAAUGAAAGCCUCUGAAAACCCUGUUCUUCAGAAUGUUCAAGCUGACCCAACAAUAGUCUGUACAUCUUUCAAAAAGAAUCGAUUUUAUAUGUUUACCAAAAGAGAACCAGAAGACACAAAAAGUGCAGAUUCUGACCGAGAUGUUUUUAAUGAGAAGCCUUCUAAAGAAGAAGUCAUGGCAGCUACUCAAGCUGAAGGACCAAAACGAGUUUCAGAUAGUGCCAUUGUCCACACAAGCAUGGGAGACAUUCACAUCAAACUUUUUCCUCUUGAGUGUCCCAAGACAGUGGAAAACUUUUGUGUUCACAGCAGAAAUGGUUAUUACAAUGGGCACACAUUUCACCGUAUCAUUAAGGGCUUCAUGAUUCAGACAGGAGAUCCAACAGGUACUGGUAUGGGAGGAGAAAGCAUAUGGGGAGGAGAGUUUGAAGAUGAAUUUCACUCAACAUUACGACAUGACAGACCGUACACACUAAGCAUGGCCAAUGCUGGAUCAAAUACUAAUGGAUCCCAGUUUUUUAUAACAGUAGUACCGACGCCGUGGCUUGAUAAUAAGCACACUGUGUUUGGACGAGUGACUAAAGGAAUGGAGGUUGUGCAGAGGAUUUCCAAUGUUAAAGUCAAUCCAAAAACAGAUAAGCCUUAUGAGGAUGUCAGCAUCAUCAAUAUCACUGUCAAAUAAAAGGGACAUAACACGAGACUGUUUCACAUUUGGAAAUUUAAUACUUGAUGAAUAUGGAAAUCGUGUUAAAAGAUAAAACUGUAUUUUUGUAUUUUUAGUUAAAGGUCAUUUUUAAAAACUGCCUUUGGUUUUUCUUGGACUAGUUCUGAUCUUAAGGGUGACAACUAAAUUCAGGUAAAUAACAUUUCUUAUAGGCAAGUACUCUUCUGAUUCAAAUUCAAUAUUAAAUAAUGGGUUUUGGUGUAUAUUUCCUCAAUUUCAAAAACACGCUCUUAUAGGUUUAGUGACCCUUAAAGAAAAAGAUCAAAAGACAUUAUAUUUAUUCCUUAUAAAAUAUCCUUUAAAUUGAAGUAUCAAAUAAAUGACCACUUGAAUUUUUAUUUUUAAUGAACACUGUUUUCAUUUGCUUUUCCUAAUGUAGCUAAGUAAUUUUUUUUCUAAUGAGUUACAUUUUAAUUCAGUAACCAUCAAGAAUAAAAGUAAAAUUUAGUAUCCUACAGUAGAAUCUAUUAAUAGGUGUGGUGGGAUGUGUCUGUCAUCCCACCUAGCACAUGUGAUAUGAAGGUAAAGGCCAGCCUAGACUACAUAAUGCCUGGAAACAAAUUCUAACAGUACAACGAGUCUAAAGUCUUCAUUGAUAAUAUUCUUCAACUCCUUUAACUGCUAACAACAGAUUCUGUCUUCUAGACAGCCUCUUCAGAAACUUAAAAAAGGGACAUCUCAGUAGAGCUGCUUCAGGAGCCCUGUUCCUACCACUGAUCAAUACCAUCAUUUCAUUUGGUAUGAAAAUGCAACCUGCAAGAUGAAAAAGUAUGUCUAAUUGUGCCUUCAAACUGUGAAGCAAGGUGGUGGUGGUGGUGCAGGCUCUAAUAAUCUCAGCACUUAGGAGGCAGUGGCAGGCAAUCUCUGUGAGUUCCAGGCCAACCUGGUCUAACGGAGGGAGUUACAGGACAGCCUGUAUUCACAGGGAAAUUCUGCCUCAACCACCCCUACCCCUUCCAAAAAAGUGAAACAAAAAGAUAAAUUUUGGUCAGGCAGUGGUGGCGCACACCUUUGAUCCCAGUGCUCAGGAGGCAGAGGCAGGCACAUCUCUGAGCUAUACGCCAGCAUAGUCUACAGAUGAGUUCCAGGACAGAGCAGGAUACCCAAAUACACUGUCUUGUAACCCUCCUCCCCCAAAAGGAAUUUUAAAGAGAAUUUGAGCUUACUCCAUUAAGGAUUUUGUUACAUUUACUUUUUACUUACAAGUAUUACACUCAUCCUCAAAGUAAAAUUUUGGUAAUACUGCUAUCAAGUGGUAAUAAUGCCUCAUUCCUCAAACAUUCAAGUAUUUUGCUUUAAUUAAAGAAUCAUACUAUGCAACCAAUGAAUUGGUUUCAUAUCAUUUUAUUUGAAAUAGGGUCUCAUGUAUCUCAGGUUAGUCUCAAAGUCUCUAUGUAGCUAGUGAUCCCUCCCAAGUGCUAGGAUCACAGAUACAUACCAUGAUGCCCAAUUUAUGCAGUACUUAUGGAGCUGGAACCCAGGGCCUUAUGCAUAUUACCAUGUAUUCUACCAACUGAGCUACACUGCUGCCCUUGAAUUAUUAUUAAUGCACAAUCUCACGUUUAGUCUGUUUUCUCUUUUGGAAGAAUACAUGUGCACAUCAGUCUCCCCUGGUACCAAUUUGUAAAAUGAGGACUUUUCCAAUGUUAUAUAAGCAUUAAAUAAAUAUUAUUUUUU
This is a messenger RNA of Microtus ochrogaster (prairie vole), 3669 nucleotides long. RefSeq names its product peptidylprolyl isomerase domain and WD repeat containing 1 (gene Ppwd1). Gene Ontology annotation, molecular function: protein binding; peptidyl-prolyl cis-trans isomerase activity. Gene Ontology annotation, biological process: protein peptidyl-prolyl isomerization. The record is from RefSeq and is a predicted model, not a curated record. Lineage: Eukaryota; Metazoa; Chordata; Mammalia; Rodentia; Cricetidae.